Messenger RNA from Pelodiscus sinensis (Chinese soft-shelled turtle), 3858 nucleotides. It is a transcript of the gene IL17RA, whose product is annotated as interleukin 17 receptor A. The record is from RefSeq and is a predicted model, not a curated record. Lineage: Eukaryota; Metazoa; Chordata; Testudines; Trionychidae. Gene Ontology annotation, molecular function: interleukin-17 receptor activity.
AUGGUGGACUUCUUCUGCUGUGGAUUCCAGGACCUUGUUGGGGAGGAGGAAGCAGAAGAAGCCUUAGGCUACCUGGAAGACACGCACCAACAGACAGUCACGCAAGAGCACUGCACCACCCUCCAGACAAAUACCAGUAUGGCAGACGGGCACAGCAGCGCCCCGCCGCCCCUCGACUGCUCGCAGCCGGAUCUAAACUGCCUCGUAAGAAAUAGUACCUGCAUGGAUCAGAGCUGGUUAAAGGUUUCCAAAUGGACUCCAUCCGCUCCAAGUGCUCUUGAUGUGCAUUCUGAUGUUUUCCUUGACAAGGAGGGAAAUCUGCUCCCUGUACUGCGGAUCGAGUGGAAAGUGGCUACUGAUGCAAGCAUUCAGCAUCUUUGGGGAGCAGAGCUGGCUGUGCUACAAAUGAACAAUAAUCGACAAAUGUGUGUCCAGUUUGACUUUCAGAACAACCUGCCACUUCAGGUCCGUCCAGAUGGAAGCCGGUGGAACUUCACUUUCAACCGCUUUGAGGUGGAACCUGGCCAAAUGUACCAAGUGACUGUCCAUCACCUGCCCAAACUGGGCACCAGUGGAGACUACAACUGCAAAUCAGAAUCUUACACAGUGCCUGAUUGUAGGCACCCUGUGAUGAAAAGAACCUUGCCAUGUAUGCAGACAGGCAACCUGUGGGAGCCCAGUAUUGAUGGCAAAAGUCUAGAUGAGAGUUCCGUGGAAUUAAGUUUUAGCCCUGGGAUGGAGUCAGCCCGAUACCGGAUCCAUGUGACCAGCUUCUCAGAUGAUGAAAAGCCGUGUAAACAGACCACUCAGGAUAUUUCUGAGAGUGGACUGCAACACCGUGUGAACGUCACUGUCAAAAUUGAGAAAAACUUAAAAGCCUGUUGCAGAUACAAAAUACAGAUUCAACCAUUCUUUGCCAGUUGUAGUACUGACUGUCUGAGACAUUCUACUGUCAUCCAAUGUCCCUCAGUGGCUCCAAUUACGUAUCCUGCAGAUGAUCCACUUAUGUGGCUAUACUGGAGUAUCACUGGCAUCUGCAUUUUACUGGUGGGAUCAGUCAUAGUUGGUGUUAUUUACAUGACUCGAAGACCAGCAGGCUGCCAGCAUGGGAAAUUCAGCAGCAACAACAUUGGCCAUGAGUUGUUACUUCCACAGGUGCCUCCACCACUCCUGAAGCCCCGGAAGGUUUGGAUUGUGUACUCUGCUGAUCAUCCACUUUAUGUGGAUGUGGUGGUGAAGUUUGCCCAGUUCUUGAUCACAGUCUGUGGUACUGAGGUAGUCCUGGAUCUGCUGGAAAAGCGUCAGAUUUCAGAGAUUGGGGCCUUACCCUGGCUUACUCGACAAAAAAAGGAAAUGGAAGAACUCUCUUCGAAGAUCAUCCUUUUGUGUUCUCGGGGAACCCAGGCAAAGUGGCAGGCUAUGCUGGGAAAGGAGGGAACAGAUGUAUGUCUCAAACAAGAUCGAUGGGAGCCUUUUGGAGACAUGUUCACUCCAGCCUUGAAUUUGAUCCUGCCAGAUUUCAAGAAGCCAGCUUGUUUUGGAAUGUAUAUAGUCUGCUAUUUUGAGGGCAUAAGUGAAGAUAAGAAUAUUCCUGACCCAUUCAAUGUCACAUCCAAGUACCAGCUGAUGGACAGGUUUGAGGACAUUUACUUCCUGAUCCAGGAUAUGGAGAAGUUUGAACCAGGGCGGAUCCAUCAAAUCCAGGAGAUCACUGCUGACAACUAUGCUGAAAACUCCAGUGGCUGGAAGUUGAAGGAGGCAAUACAGACAUUCCAGGAAUGGCAGGCAAAGCACCCUGAUUGGUUUGAGAGAGAGAACACAUGCUCAGAAGAUGAAGAGGACCUGCAGUCUCUGGACAGGGAAAUACCAGAGGAAUUAAUGCUGGUUGAUAGGGUAAUUAUGAAACGGCAGCUGCAUGUUCAAGAGCCAGAUGCAAAUGGCUGUUGUGCUGUUAUCCUCCAUGUGAAUGAAGAUGAGGGUGAAAGUUUUAAACUGCAGCCUCAGCUUAAGCAACAGCAGGAUCCAGCUUUCCAGACCCUGAUGAUUCCUAUGGAUGAGGCUCCUCCAGUUCAGAUGGUGGAGCCAAUCUGUCUUGCAGAAGGUAAAAAUGUAGCUAGUCAUCAGGUGCUGACCAACACGGAUUGGAUGGAAGGAAUCCCUCUGCUCGAGACUAGUGUCCCAAUGAGGAACAGCAUCAUCCUGCAUGAUGAUUUUGAUGUCCCAUCAUCAGACAACCAGAAAUCUGCAGACAACCUCCCAAAUGAAGUGAGGCAACAGCUGGAGGGAUUAAUGUACUCUCUUUACCAGCAAAGCAUCAUCCCUUCUGAGCCCUCUCUCGGGCAAGAAGAUGGUGAAGAGCAACAGCAGCAGGUAGUUUUCAAUAACCCAUGCAAAGAUCAGAGACAGUCAGUGCAAUCAGACCAGGGCUAUAUCUCCAGAUGUUCCCCUUUGCCUCCUGAUGAUCUGGUAGAGGAGGAUGAAGAGGAGGACCAGGAACAGGAAAAUGAGAUGCCUCCUGAGUAUCUCUCUCCAGAGGUCUUGGACAGUUUAAAAAGCCUCCAACAAAAGCUACUUUUCCAGGAAAUUCAGCAGAAAUCUGUCUGGGAGCACACUGGUGGGAUAAUGGACACAGGUCAUUCUGCAGAGGACUCUUAAACUCUCUCUCCAGAACUAUACCAUUUGAAAAAUAGGGUUGGGGAGUGGUAGCAUGUAGAAGUUCAGCACUCUUCUUCAGGCAGUCUCCUGACCCUAGCAACACAAGUGUUCUGAUCAGUAAGAAAUCUCUCACUGAUGCACAUCACCCAGAGGCAGACUUGCCAAGUAGAUGUUAUGGUCCACCACAUAUACCUCUCAGAGCACAACUGUUACCUCUAAACCUAUCUCUGAAUCAAAGAUGAUGACAGGAAUGUUAUUCUCCUGCAUAUUCUCUGGAGGAUGUGGUACUAAACCUGUUACUCUGUAAGAAAUCUAUUAUGUGUAGUAUCCACCGUGAACUAAUUACAGGCAAAUUAUGGUGGUCCAUCAUGGUGCAUCUUUCAGGAUGACUGUUACACCAUCCGUCCAUCUUCUUAUAGAGCAGUGUUUCUCAAACUGUGCUCCGCGGAGCCCCAGGGCUCCGCGAGGUUGACAAACUAGAAACAUCGAUAGCUACAACACACACAAUCAGUGGACCGCUGGGGCUCUGCAUUAAUUUUUAUGCAUGUAAAGGGCUCCGGAGCCCAAAAAGUUUGAAACCGCUGUUAUAGAGGAUCAAAGCCAUAGCUAUAGAGGAGAAAAGAUAAAGACUGAUUCUGAGAUCAGAAUUUAUUAGUUAAGCUUUAAUGUAAAUGCUGUAGUAAGUAAGUUUAUGCCUCAUACCACAACCAAGGAUGACAGAUCCCAGUAGUCCCUCUUGUGAUAGAAAAUCCCAGCACCCUGGUACUAAUGCAUUAUUUGCAUUGGCAUCACCAUACUUGCCUGGCCAUUAAGCAGCGUAGCAGGAUGCUGAGCAAUAAUUGGGAUGAGCAUUUUUAAAUGGGUAGUUUUAUCUCCUUGGCACAUUCCUCUCAACCACUAUGAGCGGAAGACACUUGAAAAGCAGCAACACCACAAGAAACGCAAGCUUGAUGGAGAGAAAAUGGGAUAGGAACUUGCAGUGCAAUUAUAGCAGAAAAAAGAAUGUGCUUUGAGACUACAUAUGGUCUUCAUGUCAUAGAUCUGCGAGGAAAUGUGUUUUCUCUAUUGCGCUGAUUGUUCUAUCCAGGAUAUUGUGUUUAAUUCUGAGCAUCUCAACAUCAGGAAGAUUUAAAACUGGAGCUGUGGUGAGAAGAGAAGUAAACACAAGGGUGUUAAAGAGUAAAAUAAAAAUUUAGUAGUAAA